UGGGAUGGGAUGGGAUGGGAUGGUGUGGCAUGGGAUGUCUGCCCCAUUUUUUGCAGGCUUAUGGGGGCGGGUCUGGGUCAUUUUGUCUGGCUAUAUAUCCACACAGGAAUUGUAAUUAGAGGUUACAACACAAAUCCUUUAAACAUGUCAUUUAUAGGAUUGCUAAAUCCCUGGUGAUCAUAUUCAACAAAACCUUAUAAAGAGAGGUUCAUUCCUUCCUCUUGGUCUCGGCAGCUUCAGGGUGACACGACAAUGUCAGCCAAAGCCAUGAGCAUACUCCUCCUGCUUCUUGUUCUCCUUGUGGUGUCCCAGGCUGCUCCAGAGUCGGACACUGUCACAUGUCGGAAGAUGAAGGGCAAGUGUUCAUUUUUCCUGUGUCCUUUCUUCAAGAGAUCCGCUGGUACCUGCUACAAUGGACUGGCAAAGUGCUGCAGACACUUCUGGUGACAUUCCACGGUCUGUGUUGGGCUGGCAGCCUUGAUAGUGUCAUUAGCAGUGACAGCAGUAGUGUAGCAUCGUCCUUCCCUACGUGGCCGUGCUGUUGUUUGGGGUGCUGCUAUCUCUGGAGCUGGGGGAAGGCACUUUGGCAGGAAGCUCCACAUCUGCUUUUUGCCCAUGGAUCCAUACCUGGGGAAUCACUGCACUCCCCUUCCCCUGGAUGCUGCCCUCCGCAGUCACCAAGGCGGGGUUGAGCUGUGUGCCUGAAACAGGACAACUCCUCUCUUUUCCAAAGAUGUCUCUUGGUUGGAAUCGAGUAGAUUUCCUCCUUGUGUCAGGGGCAGAGUGCCACGUGUCCCAUGUGAUGCUGAGGUACCCCAGCAGACCUCGCACACCCAAUAUAGGCUUUCCUGUGACAGCUGCCCACAGAGCCUCAAGGGCCACAUCAUAGUUAGGAGGCUCACGUCUAUUAACCUGCCCAUCAUGCAGUAUAUUCUGAACAGAUGGGUGAAUGUGAGCUAUCACCCUCAUUUUCCUUUCUUCACUGUCGGAUCUCUCUUCCUUUAGACCCUAAAUUUCCUCACAUCCCCUUUUAAACAUCCCGGAUGAAGGCUUUUGUCUUCCACCUGUCUCAUCCUAUAUCCUGGCCGACUCCCACCUGCCCCCUGUUGUGACCCAGCUGGACACUGAAGUCUUCUGCUCUCUCACAGACUCAAAAAUAUCUCAGCCUUACAGAGUGGAAGUGAUUUGUGCUCUUUUUCUCUUCCGUAACCUGUAUUCAAAGAGUCUAACUUGCAAAUUAUUUGAUUUGUGUAAAUAUCUAAUAAAG
Numida meleagris (helmeted guineafowl) is the source of this 1267-nucleotide messenger RNA. It is a transcript of the gene DEFB1, whose product is annotated as defensin beta 1. Gene Ontology annotation, biological process: innate immune response in mucosa; defense response to Gram-negative bacterium; defense response to Gram-positive bacterium. The transcript has 2 exons. The record is from RefSeq and is a predicted model, not a curated record. Gene Ontology annotation, cellular component: extracellular region. Gene Ontology annotation, molecular function: CCR6 chemokine receptor binding. Lineage: Eukaryota; Metazoa; Chordata; Aves; Galliformes; Numididae. Bases 253 to 447 code for a protein of 64 amino acids.